AUGGAGGUUCUCAACCGACUGUCAAAAGCGGGACUGCGUAUACAAGGCGCCAAGUGUCAGUUCUUCAAAGAGAGCCUGGAGUACUUGGGGCACCAGAUAGACGCAAAUGGCAUCUACCUGUCAAAGGCCAAAGUCGAGGUGAUUCACAAAGCACCUGCACCAAAGAACAAGAAUGGGCUCCAAGCUUUUCUAGCAGACGUCGCAUCAGCCACUCUGCGUGAUCGUUGCCUGUCGCGUGUGAAGAAAUGGGUCGCGACUGGCUGGCCAGAACAAGGUGUGCCCCCAGAAUAUGCCGCCUAUCAGGCCUUCUCUACCAUUGCUCUGUUUGCCGUCGUGGCGUACACGGCUUUCGCCGAAGAGGCCGCCAAGAAAGACGUGGAAAAGGAAGAUAAUAAGGACGUGGAAGGCCGUGGUGGCGUCCUGGGUGGCUUGGGUGGUUAUGGCGCAGGCAUCGGACCUGGCCUUGCGGGCGCUGGACUUGGAGGCCCCGGGCUUGUCGGUGGCGGAGUAGUCGGCAGCCCAGCUCUUGUCGGAGCUGGUCUCGGGCAUGGAGUUGGCCUGGGACACGGCGUCGGCGGCGGCUUCCAGUCGGGAUACGCUGCUACUGCCGGAGGACACCAGGCUGGCUUCCAGAAAGGCGCCGUGGGACACAACCAGGGGUCCGGUGCCUUCGCUGGCGGCUUUUCAAACAAGAACGUGAACGCCUACAACAACAACCAGGGCUACAGCCACAGCUCGGGCUUCUCCUCCAGCGACAGCAAGAACUUCGGCUCUGGCCACCAGCAGGGUUCUUCUGGUUUCCACGGAGGCGCCGCCGGAAACCAGGCCGGAUUCGGACACUCCUCUUUCCGAAAGGCGGCGGGAGUGGGCCACGCGGGCGUCGGCCUCCACGGCUAAAUGUGGGCACCAUUUACGCAUUGUGUAAAGUACUGGAAAAUCACCUUGA
Molecule: messenger RNA, 946 nt
Organism: Dermacentor albipictus
Lineage: Eukaryota; Metazoa; Arthropoda; Arachnida; Ixodida; Ixodidae
Source: RefSeq, a predicted model, not a curated record